GCGGCUCGCGGCCGUUGCCUGGGUGACGGGCUGUCGCCUGCCAUGGCCUGGCUAGAGGUGGUCUCCGAGAGCGGCGGGCGGCGGCACCGGGUCGCGCUGUGCUCGCUGACGGCGCUCGGGCUGCUGCUUUUGGGCGUGCUCACAUACGUGCCGCCGCUGCUGGUGGCCUACCGGAGCCACGGUGGGUAGCGGAGGGGCACCAGGGCGUCCCUUCCCUGUCCUGCUCUCUCCUUCCCUCUGACCGGCGCUGCUGCUUCUUCCCUUCCAGGCUUCUGGCUGAAGCGGAGCAGCUACGCGGAGCAGCCCAGCGUCCGCUUCCGGCACGAGGUGCUGCUGGUGGGGCUGAUGGAGGGCGGCGACUUCGUGGGCUGGAGCUCCUUUCCCGCCUGCAACCGCCUCCUAGGCGACCGCCUGCGCGUCCCGCUCGUCUCGGUAGGCGCUUCUGAGCGCAUGCAAAGUGCCUCUUGCUGGGGCGGCCAGUGGGGGCGACUCUCAGGGCAUCGGCCGCGGACGGGUUCCCUCCCUCCAGUAGCCCUUUAGAUCCGCCGGUAAAUAGGAGCCGGGCACGAGCAGCGUUGACGAUGAUGACUGUUGAGCUUAGGCUCUCUGCGGGCUCGGAGUUGACAGCAACUACAGCCACAAAAGAGUGACUCUUUGCCCAGCUGGAACCCCCGCCCACCUCCCAGUACAGUAUGUUCUCUCUACGAUGAAAGGCUGAGUGGAGGUUGCUGGUCUACAGUAGCCUUUUUCCUAGAAACACUUCCUGGCUGCCCUUUCUCCUGGUUUCCAGGUGCGUUUGGAAGAACAUCACCUGCUCCCAUAUCUCCUGCUAAGUUAGGAAGUGAUAAUGGCAGACUUAAGGCUGUGCUACUCCUGUACUGUCUAAAUGAGAAUGCAGUUUCCUCAGCCAAUAAAGACCCCUAAUCUCUUCCUAACCCAACUGGUUUUCAAUAGCCAGGGUAAACUUUUGCCCAAUUUGCUGCUGGUAGCCAGUUCAUUGGUGCCAGUUCUCUCCUGUUUGAAUCAGAGUGCACGUUUCCCAUAUCAGAGGAUGAAACAAAGUGACACUGAUUGAAGUUGGAGAUGAUUGAAUUUCUGACACCUCAGACUGGCUCUGUGGUCAAAGCUGUGGCUCGCAAGUUGAAUAGAUGAGUGAUUUUAUCCAUAGAGUGUAUUGCAAAAUCAUGGAAGUGGGUAAUCGAGGCUUCAAGUGGGGUUCACCACCUAGGAUGACUGCACUGGGUGAGCCAAGACGGAGAUGGUUGCUGCCACAACAUAGUCCUUUAAAAUGAAUCUGUUUGGCUGUUGGUGUGAGGCAAAAAGUGUCUGUGCUCUGCUUUGUCUGCCUACAGCAGGAGACUUGCUAAUGAAGCAGUGGGAGGAAGUACCUGAGAGCAAAUGGGCUCAUGGCUGUCAUGCCACUGGUUAAUUAGGCCAUAGAUCUUGAUGGGAAAUCAGUGACUCUCCAGAUGUUGCUGGCAUCACCCCUCGAUGAGAGUCCUGUAACAUCUGGAGAGUCAGUUUGCUCCAUGGGUCUUUGGCUUCUAGGUCACUGAUUUCAGCAAAUCUGACAUGAUUAUGGAGGCCCCCAAAUCCCAAACUUACUCUGAACAACCAGCAUUAAACUGGAUGACUUGAAGGCUGCCUCAGAGACCAAUUUGAACCUGAGCCUUUUGUGGCCAGGCCAGAACAGAGGUUCUGGGCAGGUGGGGGCCUACUCCAAGUUCCCUAGCAAAGGCAAAGGGGAAACCUUUGGUAAAGAGUAUUGAGCAUUUCCCAUCUGGCCUGGGCUUAUCAUCAGUUUUGCAUGAUCCUGUAGGUGGCUGUAUUCUGCCAUUGCAACGGUGCUUUGGUGCAGGCACCUUGGCCUAUAUUGAAUCUAGCAUCUGUAUUGGGGUGCGUGUUUCCUCUUUACCUGGCGUCGCAUCUGUGUAGCUGACAUGUAAUUGAAAUUAUUGCUAAGAAGUUUGCUUUAAUAAAAGUUCCUGUUAUGCUUGCUAGGCUAGAGAGGAGGACUCAAAUCAAGAUGGAAUGAUGGACCUGUUAAAUUUUCGCCUGGAGCUUCCACUUCAAGCUACAGAGCAAAUAGUUGGGAUCCAGCUCAUUCUGACAUUUACCUAUCAGUUGCAGGUGAGUGCCACAAGCCAUAGCUUUCUGGGUGCCACUCAGUGUUUGAGGACAGGCAGCCUAAUCCUCUUAUUUGCUGUGGUGAUGGCGGCUGCUGUUUCAUUUACUCAGUAUCCCAUGCUCAGCUAGUAGAACAGCUUUCUAUGCAGGUUUUUUGGUGAGGGGAGGUCAUGGUUGGGAGGAGUUAAGCCUCCCUUCCCCAGCUGUGACACAUGCACACAAACUGCAAUUAAGCUUGAAAGAAGUUUUAUGCUGGCUAUUGUGGGGGCGGGGAUGCUGCAUGUGCCAAGAAAGGGCUUGAUGGGUCAUGUACACCUGCAGCUGGCCCAUUGGUGACUCUCAGCAGCAGGGGAAGAGGACUUUGGGCCACACGCUUCAGGGAAGAGAUGCGAUUUCAUGGAAGGACUUGCUUGGGACACUACAUGUGUUCUUUAUUGCUUGGUUUAGUUCAUGCUAUAAAUAAUUUUUUUUAGGUGCAGUCCUAAUGCAUAAUGCAAUACAUAAUGCAGGCCAUCAGUUAAAAAGUUGUAUUCCAGUGUGGUGUAGUAGUUAAGAGCGGUAGUCUCGUAAUCUGGGGAACCGGGUUCGCGUCUCCGCUCCUCCACAUGCAGCUGCUGGGUGACCUUGGGCCAGUCACACUUCUUUGAAGUCUCUCAGCCCCACUCACCUCACAGAGUGUUUGUUGUGGGGGAGGAAGGGAAAGGAGAUUGUUAGCCGCUUUGAGACUCCUGAAGGGGAGUGAAAGGCGGGAUAUCAAAUCCAAACUCUUCUUCUUCUUCUAUUCCCUCCUUUUCUAUAUUUGAUUGUUUUGAUCAUUUGUUUUACAUACAUCCAGCCCAAUGCUCUGCCUACCAAAUAGGAAGCUUUGGUAUUCUGAGUGUUGUGUUUGUAUCACUUGUAGAAUGAUUAAGGCUGAGCCAUAAACCUUUCCUUUUCUCUCUCCCCCUCUAUGCUCCCAUUUCAGAGAAUGUCUACAUUCGUGAUGCAGUGCAUGGCCUUUUGGCAGGCCUCUUCCCCUUUGCCAGGGUCAAAGGUCUUUGUGAGCGGAGACCUGAAGCUUCACCAGAGGCAGCCGCUUAGCCAUACUGGGCUGGACAGCAGAUAUAAUGUGAGUGGCCUUUUACAUUUCAGUCCUUUCAAGCAGUUUUGUUGCCCUUUGUGAUGUCUUUUCCACUGCAACUGAUGCUGCUGGAGUCAUGCACUAAUUGCAAAGUGUGAUCAUGCCAGUGAAAUGUGCACUGUUUGAUAUUCAGGUUAUACAGCGGAGGAGAUACUAAUUUCACAUAGCGUUCACCUAGGUAAAGGUAAAGGGAGCCCUGACCAUUAGGUCCAGUCGUGACCGACUCUGGGGUUGCUGCGCUCAUCUCGCUUUAUUGGCCGAGGGAGCCGGCGUACAGCUUCCGGGUCAUGUGGCCAGCAUGACUAAGCUGCUUCUGGCAAACCAGAGCAGCGCACGGAAACGCUGUUUACCUUCCCGCUGGAGCGGUACCUAUUUAUCUACUUGCACUUUGACGUGCUUUCGAACUGCUAGGUUGGCAGGAGCAGGGACCGGGCAACGGGAGCUCACCCCGUCACGGGGAUUCGAACCGCCAACCUUCUGAUCGGCAAGUCCUAGGCUCUGUGGUUUAACCCACAGCACCACCCGCAUCCCUAGCGUUCACCUAUGUCACAACAAUUCACCUGUACUGUGGUAUUGCCAAGCAACAAUCUCAUAAAAGGCUAAAGAGACUUCAGAAAGUCUAGUGAUCUCUUUGACCACCACCCAUUCUAACUGGAGCAUGUCUAACCUGAAUAGGAAGGGGUAUUAUUAGGGCUGAAGCAGGCACGUGCCCUUCUGGUCUGCAUAACUCUUAUCUCUUGCCUGAGACUUAUAUUGUGUUGUCUGCCCCAACAUGUCUGUUCUUGUUUUUUAAUGCAAAGUGUUCUCACUGUGACAGGUAUCUGUGAUCAAUGGUACAAGCCCUUUUGCCCAGGACUAUGAUCUUGUGAACAUUGUUGCAGCAUAUCAGGAGAGGAAUGGUGAGUUUGCAUUAUGCACAGUCCUUUCUAGGUUAACUGAUACUUGUUUUUCACCAGCUACUUCAGAAUUAUGACCAAAUGCCUACAAGGUCUUUGUUGUUUCCUUUGCAGUCACAACAAUUUUGUCUGGUCCCGGCCCUAUCUGGGUGGUUGGAAGAGCACCUGAUGCACCGUUUGUGGUCCAGACAACCAUCCACUACCCAGUGGAACUGAUCCUAUAUCCUUUGGCUACCAGGUGGUUGUAGUUUGGCCCGCUUGGUCUCAGUCUGGCAUGAAAGUGAUGGAAGCUGUUUUGAGCUGUGCUUGGCAAUCAUGGCACUUGGUAGGUAGUGUGCUACAAUCUGAAUGUGGAGAAUGUAGCUGCUGAGUUGGACCAAUAGAGAAGAAUGCCUGAUGAAGAAUUCCAUGAAACUUGCCUGGAGGCAAGGUGGUGUCACUGUAGGCCACCAAAGGUGGUUGAUUGAAAGAAGAUUAUCUUGAGUAGAGG
This is a messenger RNA of Podarcis lilfordi (Lilford's wall lizard), 4633 nucleotides long. The record is from the annotation of a GenBank genome assembly. Lineage: Eukaryota; Metazoa; Chordata; Lepidosauria; Squamata; Lacertidae.